CUGACACCCUGCUAAACAGCCCCGCUGUUCUUCACUCAACACAGGUUUACCGGGUGGAGCUUGACAAAGUUUUGACAGUCCGUUUCUCUGGGAACCUAAGCUAAUUACAAGAUCAAAGACAGCAACAAGAGUGAGAGCGGAAGCAACACUGGAAAGAUAAGUGUGAAAGUUGACAGAGUGACAGUAAGUCAGAGGAAAACAGCAGAUCAUUCAGGAAAAAGCAGAUUCAAUGUACAGGAGUUCAGACGUAGAUGUGCACUCAUCUGAGGCAAGACAGUACAUGUCUAAGGGUUUAGGAACAGGAAGCUUUCACACUAAGGACGAGAACUGUGAACUCAUGGGCAAUAAUGACGGUCUGUUAGAGAACAGCAAAAUUAAGAACAAGGUAACUGAGAGUGAGCUGUCGGCUCUCGAUGAUCAAACAUCAGGCAACAAUAACCCGAAGGGGAAAGCUGCUGUUUUCAGCCGGUUGUUUAAAAGAAUUCCUAAAAAGUGGACGAGUCACCCUGUGCAAGAGGAAAAGCUGUCAUUACAACAUGGAGAUCUCUCAGCCCACAAUCACAACCAAGCACAAAACAACACCACCAAGGAAGAACCAGCAUUGAAGAGUGAUGAUUUUCCAGGCAGUGACAGUCUUGUAAGCUAUAAUGCCACUGAGGAGGGAAAUUCCCUGUGUAAGUUUCUCAAAACAUCUGAGGAUACUUAUGAGGAGGACAGCCCACCAUUACACAUCAAACUGCUGGCCAGUAAUGACAAUCUCUUCUAUAUCUCUAACAACAACUUAAAGGAUAACUCAGGAAAGCUAAGUGGCACUUUCCGCAGUUCCCCAAAACCAGCGUUACGUUUUCCUGCUGAAACGGAUCCGCUAAGUGAGCAUAGUGAAUUUACAGACUGGGAUUAUACGUUCUUGGACACUGGCAUUGAAAAGAAAUCUAUUGCAGUGCCCAGAAAAUGUCAUGAUGAGAAACUCUCUAACAGUAAUAACAAGGUUGUGUCAUUUAGAGUGAAGAGAACUCUACCUAGAAUGUCAGCGUUUUCAUCCAGUAUGCAGGGUUCAGAUCAAGAAGAUAUGAUUGAGAAGCCAUUGGAAAUGCAGCAACCGGGGACAAAUGAGGACUGUACUUUUGAAAUCCUGCCAGUGGAGAUGGCUGCCUAUCCAACAGAUUUAAAUUCUUUAGCGACAGAUGCGGAUGAUGACCUGAUGGAAUGGUGGGAAACUGCUGAGGGUUGGAGUGAAUGGAACAAAACAGCAAAUUUUCAGGAGGAAGACGAGAAGCUGGCUGUCGAGGCUGCUGCAGACCGUGUGUUCAUGGCAGCCCGUCUCUUCGUCAGCCUGUUCAACCAACGUGGAGCUUCUCUGCAACGUCGCAUUUUAGAGUUGCUUGCUCUGGCGGACACUGCUGACAGCUUCCAUAAGAAGACAGUGAGUGCAGCUGUGGGAGGGGGCGUAGCUAGUGUGGCGGGGGGCAUAGCCACCAUUACUGGCCUCAUCCUGGCACCCUUCACCUUUGGCGCUUCCACUAUCGUCACUGCAGUGGGCAUCAGUGUGGCAACAGCUGGAAGCAUCACCUCAGCCACAGCUAAUAUCACGGAUGCUGUUCAGUCCAAGAUGGAUCGCAAGAAGGUGGAGAAGUUGAUCGAAGGCUACCAGAAUGAGAUCAAUGACAUCAGAGAUUGUCUGGAGUUCAUGCAAGAAGGAAUGAACACCCUGCAGGAAUGGGAUUUUAAGGGGUACUCUGAGAGUGUGGUCAACACAAGUCUUAGCCGUAACAUAAAGCAUGUAAUGAAGGAAGGUGGACGAGCAGGUAAAGCCCUUAUGAUAAACACUGAUAGGCUUAUCAACACUGUGAAAGUUCUAGGUGUUGCAGGAGGUGCUGCCAAAGCCGCCAAGGCCAUCAGUAUCACCACGGGGGUCAUGUCCACUCUCUUCCUCGCCCUGGAUGUCUUCUUUCUUGCCAAAAACUCCAAUGAACUUCACAAAGGUGCCAAGACCAAAUUUGCCUCCAAGAUCCGGGAAGUCUGCGAAGAGCUUCAACAUGGCCUACUGGAACUAAACAAAGUAAAGACUCAGCUUCAAAAGACCAUGGAUGGAAUUGAAGUGGAAGAAUAUGAGGAAGAGGAGGAGGAUGAAGACCAAUGUGAGUCAGAUCCUGUUAAACUGGCUCUACUUGAGCAAGAAAUCAAUCAGUUGGAGGAUAAACUUGACCAGAAAACUGUGCCACAGCUGAUGAACCAAAGCAAGAGAGGAGAUUCUGAGGAGACCCCAAAAAAGAAAUAAAAUGAGGAGUCAAAGAGACAAGUCAAUGAUAAAGGCUCUAAAUUCAAAGAUUUGAAAGAAAAAAAGUAGAGUGGGAAAAAAAAAUGAAGAGGAAUAAUUGCAUUUUAUUUGAAAAGACUUGGGAGUGAUUUAGAAUAUAGAAAAAGGAAGACUUUACACAGAUGUUAAGGGGCUGAUUAUAAGAAGAGUUGAACACUUCUGGGUUAAAGAGACCGAAAGAAAAUAAUUUAAAUGCAAGCAAGGGGGAUAAGAAGCCUGUAAACUUGUUAUUCAGGAAAAUCAAAGUGACAGAUAGUAAGAAGUAAGAUAGAGCACACAGAAAGACGACUAGAUUUGCAUUUCUUCAAAUAGAUUGGAAUGGAUGGAAGUAGGUUUUAAUUCUAUAUAAAUCAAAUGCUGCAUCAGAAACAUUUUGUCACACAUCUUAUAUUUUCUGUAUGCUACACACGAGGAUCAACCUUACAGAUUAAGGGCUGAGCCAGAAACCUGUUGCCCACGACCUAUAGUCUAUAAUUAAGAUUUUCACAAUUGGCUAGUGUGGUUUACAACAGAAAAAAAUCUGCUUGUUUCAGUUCCUGCAGCAUUAUAUCCAGGAAACAUUAUUUUGUUGGUACAAAGGCAUCUGGAUUUUUUUUCUUUUUGAGUGUGGAAACUUUAAAUGAGCAGUUACUGGAGCUAGUUCAUGUGUUCCAGCAUAUGAAUCUGUGGGGUAUGUGCAGGUGACACAAGUUUGAAUUCUGAUCCUAUUUCAUCCUCUCUGCCCACUAAAUAAAAAUGACCAAAAAAAAGUAGGUUUUAUGCUGGGCUUCAUGCAUCAAAGAUGUAAUAUAUUUUUGUUAUUUUCUUUUAUUUAUUUUAUUAUUUAUUUUUAUUGUAUAUUGUACAUUUUUUUAUAAGAAGCAUUUCUUUUAUAUAUAUACAUAACAUUUUCUUAUUUCUGUUAGUCAAUAAUAGAUAGUUUGUUUGAUUUAACAUUUAUUCCCAGAAUGCUUUGUGUAAUUUGUUUCUAGAUUUAUGCAAUGCAUAAAGGUUUUUUUUUUUUAAUGCAAAAUGAGUUUUUGUAUUUAUUUUGUAAAUUUCUGUCAAGUCAUUAAGUUGAGAUAUUUCCUGAAGUUUAUUCAGCGUACUCCUAAAUCGAGAUUUACAUCUAUCUACCAUCGACAAUAUCGUCUCCUCCGUCCAUUCACUGCAUCCAAAAAAAGCAUUUAACUUUUUUUUUUUUUUUUUUUGCUCACCUUUAAGUUUAAGGGCCUCUGAUAAAAUCCACCUGCGGCAGAGCCAUAAGUCACAGCUAGAGUUGUGAUUGAGGAAUGCUUCUGCAACCUCAAAUGACAAAUGGGACACCUUACACAGUCUCAUGAACUUUUAACAAGUAUGAGCUUUGCACUUCACAUCAACUGUGGCAUUUGUACUGACUGGGCCUCAUGUUUCUAUGCUUGUGUGUACAUUUAGGACUAAGGCUGAAAGAAAGGGAGAGGGUGCCCUCUGCUGUUGAAGAAUAUGUUUAUAUAUUUUUGGUAUUUAGAGUUUAUAGCUAUUAAGGUGUUCAUAGUUUUUUUUAGUUUUUUUUUAAUUAUUAUAUUAUGAAGGCAUCAGCUCUUCUCACAAGAUUUUAUGAUGACAUUUGGGAACUAAGCAUUUGCACUGUCCUACACAUCAGAACCAAACAUGAGUAAACUUGCAUUCAUUAAAUGACCAAAUGAAGCAACUCUUGAAUGUGCUUCAUUACAGGGGACAGCAACGAACUAGAUAUAAAGCUAUAAAAAAUAACUUUUUUUACCCUUCACUUUGUGCUUAAUGCUUCUCCUGCAUUAAUGUUCUGCUUAAACACGCUAUUUUAGGUUGCAACCUUCAAGCAAUAUUUACUUGCAAUAUGCAUUUCCAAUAUUCAUUAAAUAUGUUUGAUGGAAAAAAAUCUAACAAAUGUUAUAUAAUGCUCUUUACUUUAUAUAACCAUCGAUUCACUGCCCCUAUGACAUACAAUUCAGCUCAGGCUUACAGUUCUUGUUAUUGAAUCAUAUAUUUUAGACUGAGUCACACAGAGAAAAAAGAAACAAGUGUGGGUUAGAGCACUCAAGUAGACAUAAGC
Cyprinus carpio (common carp) is the source of this 4367-nucleotide messenger RNA. RefSeq lists its product as uncharacterized. Lineage: Eukaryota; Metazoa; Chordata; Actinopteri; Cypriniformes; Cyprinidae. Gene Ontology annotation, cellular component: membrane; extracellular region. Gene Ontology annotation, biological process: lipoprotein metabolic process; lipid transport. Gene Ontology annotation, molecular function: lipid binding. The record is from RefSeq and is a predicted model, not a curated record.